Messenger RNA from Cylindrotheca closterium, 915 nucleotides. The record is from the annotation of a GenBank genome assembly. Lineage: Eukaryota; Bacillariophyta; Bacillariophyceae; Bacillariales; Bacillariaceae.
AUGUCUGAGCCUCUCUACACUAUGUUCGCGGGCCCUGACGUCGACAACAACCAACAACUUCUUCUGGAGGGCAAACUCCCCAUCCCUGGUGGCCUGGCUUACCCUACCCAAGCCUUCCUUCGCCACUGUCGAUUGCACGACAGUUACCGGCCUCGUCCUUUCCCCUUGACGGUUGAAGAGCACGUGGACUUUUGGAGUCGCACCCCUGAGAACAAGGGUUCUGAGCCCCACGGCCUCCAUAAUGGCCACUUCAAGGCAGGCGCCCUCUCGGAACUGUUGGCUUCUUGUGACACGGCGUUUGGGGACCUUCCACUCCGUUCAGGCCAUGUUCCGGAACUCUGGAAGAACCUGAUGAACUUUGCGAUUGAGAAGAAGCCUGGUGACUUCCGCCCACAAGGGAUGCGGACCAUCCAGCUGUUCAACUCGGAGGCUCAAGCCAAAACAUUGCAUGGGUUAAAAGAGCAAGGGGUUGAAGUCUACAUUGACGAUGUUGGACUCUUUUCUAAUUCUUAUAAAGAACACAUGCAAUUGAUCAAGACAGUGGUCGAGCGUCUACAGGAAGCUGGCUUCAAAAUCAAUCCUUUGAAGUGUGAAUGGUGUGUUCAAGAAACGGAUUUCUUGGGCCAUUGGUUGACCCCUGAAGGUGUCAAGCCGUGGAAGAAAAAGGUAGACGCCAUCCUCAAAAUGGAUGCGCCUCGCAAUAUUACUGAACUUCGAGCUUUCUUGGGCGCCGUGACAUACUAUCGUCACAUGUGGCCGCGACGUUCUCACCUUUUGCAACCUUUAACAGCUCUCACUGGCACCAGAUCUUUUGUCUGGACCAACAAAUGUCAUACUGCAUUCAAGACUAUGAAGUCUUUGAUGGCUAGCGAUAUUUUAAUGCGCUAUCCAGAUCACAACAAGCCCUGCUUCUGA